CGAACCAGAAGGAAGGAGGUGACUGCCUAUUAACAACAAACAAGACGGACUGCCGCAACGUCGUCCCCUGGCCGGCCAAAGGGUCACUUUAACCCGUCCCAGAACCAGCUCUGUCCCCGUUGGCCGCGGGGCGACCCGGCGGACCGCCGUCUGACCCAUCGUCGCGCUGCUGCUACUGCCCGCGGAUCGCAGGUAGGGAAACAUGACCAACUACAAGGCGUUCCACUCGCAGCUGUCGUCCAUCAUGGAGUCGCUGACCCGAGCGGCGGUGACGGAGAUCUGCGAGCUGGUGGACGACAGCUACACCGUGCUGCAGCUGGAGAUCUCCCGCAGCCACAAGGAGAACGAGGCGCUGCGGCGGAAGCUGGAGCUCAUUGAGAGCAUCAUCGCCCGUGGGCACCGGGGCAGCUUCGCCAUGUUGGGGUACGACGCGCCUCCGGAGGCCGUCGGACCGGUGAAUUACCCCGGCGAAAGAAGCUCAUUGGCUCAGCUGCCCACGGCCGGGAGGACAAAAGCCAGCAGACAGGCGGCCAUCGAGGCGGCCGAGAGGAGUUUGGCCGUUAAAGAGGUGAGCGCGUUACUCCUGGAGGAGGAGGGCAGAGGGGAGGCAGACGUGGUGCUGAUCAAGGAGGAGACGCCGGGGGAGGAGCAGAGCAGGAGCGAGGAGCAGGAGGACCUCCUCAUCAGCGAGGACGGUACGGAGGCCCCGCCUCUGGAGUCAAGUGACGGCGAGGAGGGCCCCUCCUCGGGCCCCGCCAGCCUGCGUCCGUGGGAGCACGCCCUCAACGCCGACCCCCACGCCGACCCCGCCCACCUCCGCCCCCCUCUGGGCGACUCGCCGUCCCCCGGACGCGCCCCAGACGACGACGACGACGACGACUCCCGGGGUGCGGCCUUCGACCCGGCGUCUGACUCUUACCCUGAGGGCCCCGGCGAUGCCCCCAAGCCCGGCCACCUCCUGGGGCCCCCGGGGGACAGCCCGCACUCCCUGCCCGGGACCUUCGACCUGAAGCGGGGCCUGUCCCUGAUGAGCUCGCUGCCGUACGACAUGGAGCUGGAGAUGUGCUCAUCGUGGAACAACCCGGGCCUGCUGCCGGGGCCGGGGCCCCGGCCCUACCUCAAGCCCGACCCGCGGGCCCCGCAGCACCAGGACAAGGCCCCGGAGCACAGCGGCACGCUGCUCCCCUUCCCCGCGUCCCUGGGGGGGCCGGGCGCGGCGGCGGCGGCGUGCAAGAUGGACGGCCUGGACCUCAACCGCUUCUGCCGGGACCGCCGCUUCACGUGCACGUACUGCGGCAAGUGCUUCACCUCGUCGCGCAGCCUGGAGACGCACGUGCGCGUGCACACGGGCGAGCGCCCCUACAGCUGCGCGCAGUGCGGCAAGCGCUUCACGCAGUCGGGCCACCUGAAGACGCACCAGAGCGUGCACACCGGCGAGCGGCCCUUCGCCUGCGAGCACUGCGGCAAGCGCUUCGCCGGGAAGCAAAACCUGAGAAUCCACCAACAGAAGCACCACCCAAGAGUCGAUCACCGGCAGCAGCCAGUGAUAAUAAGGUCAGCACGGUGCAUUUCACGCGAAUACCGUGUGAGUACCGUGUUCCGUUUUCCCGGUGUCAUGCCCGCAAACGCCGCUAUGAAUUCCAAGAUUUUGCACGAGCAAUUGUCCAUCAUCAUGGGGGCGUUGACCAAAGCCGCCGUGGUGGAGAUCUGCGAGGUGGUGGACGAGGGCUACUCCGUCCUACAGCUGGAGAUCACCAGGAGUCACAAGGAGAACGAGGACUUGAAGAAGAAGCUGCACCUCAUCGAGUCCAUCAUCGUGCGGGGCAACGCGGCGGCGGCUGCCGCGGCCGCGGCGGCAGACGGCACGGUGCAGGCGGCGUCGUGCGCAGAAGAUGCGGCGCCGAAAGGAGACGCGGAGAAGACGCUGCCGGACGUGGUUUUGAUCAAGGAUGAAGACUCGGACGCCAACGACAGUUUAGAGGAAGUCACCGAAACAUCGGAGGACGGGCGAGCGACGAAGCACAGCCGGAAGAGGAAGCGACCCUGGCCGGCAGGAAGUGAGGUGGACGGUGAUGACCACAAGCCGUCUUCGGACCCCCAGCAGCAGCAGCAGGGGGGGGGCAGGAGCCCCGUCAGACCCAGGGCGGGCCCCCAGUACAGCCUGGCCUCCCCCGCCAGCGAGCCUGGCUGCUCCAGCCUUUCCGGGGGGGGGGACGAGACGGCCUGCUCCUACACCCAGCACGCCGACCACCUGGCCCACCCGGCCAUGGGGGGGCACUACGGGGCCCACGGGGGCCUGGACGACGCCUCCCUCCUGGAGGGCCGGGGGGAGCUAGACCUCAGCCUCCUGUGGACCAACAAAUCCAAGCAGCCGUACGCCGCGCCCUUCCAGCCCCACGAACACUACGACGCCGGCGGCGACGCCUUCGGGCUCAAGCUGAUCGGCGUCACCGGCUCCAUCACCAACGCCGCCGCCGACGGCGCCUCGGCCGACGGCGGCCAUCUCUCGGAGGGCAGCAGCUCGGCGUUCGACUUCGAGGACUGCAACGGCGGCAGCUUCGUUGCGUACCGCGGGGGGGCGGGGUCCCAGCUGGCGGGCGGCGGCGGCCUGCUGCCGGCGGGAGCGCGCGGGAAGCGCUACGUGUGCGCCAUGUGCACCAAGACGUACGCCACGUCGCAGAACCUCGAGGUCCACAUGCGCAUCCACACCGGGGAGCGGCCCUUCAGCUGCCCCCAGUGCGGCAAGAAGUUCACGCAGUCGGCCCACCUCAAGUCCCACCUCAGCGUGCACUCGGGCGAGCGCCCCUUCACGUGCGCGCUCUGCUCCAAGAGCUUCAUUGUCAAGUACAGCCUCAAGCUGCACAUGAAGAAGUACCACGAUAAGUGUAAGACAACCACGGCCAUGAACAAGACGGCCACCCCGGUCGAGCUGCACGCCCAGCUGGCCUCCAUCAUGGAGGUGCUGGCCAACGCGGCCGUGGCGGAGAUCUGCGAGCUGGUGGACAAUGGCUACGCCGUCCUGCACCUGGAGAUCUCCCGCGGCCACAAGGAGAACGAGUCGCUGCGAAGGAAGCUGCGGCUCAUGGAGCUCAAGGUGGCCCGCGUGUCCGCCCUGCGCUCCGCCGGGGUCGGCAGCUCCGUCUUCGCCAGCAGCCGCGCGCGGGCGUCCCAUCUCGGCCACGAGCUGAGACGGCACCACGGGGGUGAGCUGCCGCGCGUCACCGCCCAGGUGCCUCUCCUGUGCGGAGACCCCGAGGCGUCCGGGGACACAGGGCAGGAGAGCGUGCACAGAAAGGCGUCGCCGGAGAACCCCGUCAAACUGCAGACGCCCGUCAUCAAGGUGGAGAAGGAGGAUGAGCCCUGGCAGCAAGACAGUGAGUCGAAGCACGGCGCUCUUCACCCGCUAAAGGUUUCCACGACGACCUCCUUCGCAACGGCGACCCCGACGCAGAAGCCCUGCUGCCCCCGCUCGCCAAACAGGAAGUGGAGACCAAGAAGGACGUGGGCGACGGGCCGUGCUCCUGGGACGGCCCCGCCCCCGCGGCCCCCCCGCCCGCCCCGCGGCCCCGCCCUGAGGGCGUCCUGGUCCCCGCGGACGGCGAGCGGGACUGCGGGCGGCUACGACUGCAUGCUGUACGACGAGGAGCCCCCGGCCCCGCCCCGCUGCUCCCUGCUGCCCGGCCCCGCCCCCGAGGAGGAGGAGGAGGAGGAGGAGGAGGAGCCCGGCUGCUCCUACGCCCUCGGCCCCGGCCGGCUGGGCGUCCCGCCGCCCUCCGACAUGCCCCUCCGCUUCCCCUUCACCCUCGGCGACUCGGUCGGCCCCGAGCCCCCGCCGCCCGGCCCCAGGGCGGCGCCGCUGUCGUCGUCCGCCGCCGGCGACGACACGGCCGGCAGGAAGGAGGUACCGGCGGUGGCGAGCGCAUUCGUGCUGCAGGACGACUGGGACGGCUUCGGCGGCGGCAGCGGCGGGGGCGGGGCCUACAGUACCCGCGACGACCCCGCAGAGGGGAAGACCUUUAUCUGCAGCUUCUGCGGCAAGACGCUGGCGUGCCUGAAGAACCUGAAGACACACAUCCGCGUGCACACGGGCGAGAAGCCCUUCAGCUGCCCGCUGUGCGGCAAGCGCUUCUCCGACUCCAGCAACCUGAAGCGCCACCAGAGUGUGCACACGGGCGAGAAGCGCUACGGCUGCGUGCACUGCGGCAAGCGCUUCGCCCAGUCGGGCUCGCUCAAGGUGCACAUGAGCGUGCACACGGGCUGCAAGCAGUUCACCUGCCAGUACUGCAACAAGACCUUCAUCUCGGCCAAUCACCUGCGGCGCCACGUGGUGCUGCAUGGCGCCGACAAGCAGCUGCCCGCCAUGUUCCAGUGACCCCUGACUGACCUCGCACGGGGGGAUUUUAAAAGCCAGUCCACACCUGGCUUGGACCUAAAACAUGGGAGCACUUUUUUGCGAGGUGCCGUCCGAUGGUGGUUUAAUGAUGGUUUCUCAAUGAUCGGGAUUAACGGAUCAAACCGUCUGCACGCCUCGGAAUCCCCCCCGUCCCUGUGGGCCGGGAAAGGGAAGUCGGCUGCCCCCUGCUGGAGCUACUGCCCCUGUGACCCGACCCAGGAUGAGAACGUCUGCAGUGUUGACGGCUCCGCCCAUACAAAGCUAGUAGCGACCCGUACCUUUAUGGCGCUUUUCCACUGGAGGGUGCGGUUCGGUCCGCCUCAGUUCGGUAUGGAGGGGGCAGUAUAGCUCAGUUCUGAGGUCGC
This is a messenger RNA of Gadus chalcogrammus (walleye pollock), 4758 nucleotides long. RefSeq lists its product as uncharacterized. Lineage: Eukaryota; Metazoa; Chordata; Actinopteri; Gadiformes; Gadidae. The transcript has 11 exons. Gene Ontology annotation, molecular function: RNA polymerase II transcription regulatory region sequence-specific DNA binding; DNA-binding transcription factor activity, RNA polymerase II-specific. The record is from RefSeq and is a predicted model, not a curated record. Gene Ontology annotation, biological process: regulation of transcription by RNA polymerase II. Gene Ontology annotation, cellular component: nucleus. Bases 203 to 4372 code for a protein of 1389 amino acids.